Messenger RNA from Sphaeramia orbicularis (orbiculate cardinalfish), 6279 nucleotides. RefSeq names its product ubiquitin protein ligase E3 component n-recognin 1 (gene ubr1). Gene Ontology annotation, molecular function: ubiquitin protein ligase activity; zinc ion binding. The coding region runs from base 89 to 5302 and encodes 1737 amino acids. The record is from RefSeq and is a predicted model, not a curated record. Gene Ontology annotation, cellular component: cytoplasm; ubiquitin ligase complex. Gene Ontology annotation, biological process: ubiquitin-dependent protein catabolic process via the N-end rule pathway; protein ubiquitination. The transcript has 47 exons. NCBI's taxonomy places the organism in Eukaryota, Metazoa, Chordata, Actinopteri, Kurtiformes, Apogonidae.
GCUGUCCGUGGAUGUUUUCUUCUAUAGAGAGGGCUACAUCCGUGGGACAGUCUCCUAGCGACACUUCCUCCUUUACGGCAAAUGGAACAUGGCGGAGAAAUCCCAAGACGGGCUGGAGCUCAGCAAGGAAUGGCAGGAGGCAGCAGACAUGAGAGCGGAGCUGCUCCGCUACCUGAAGGAGCAGGUUCCACGGAUUUUUUGCCUGAAGAAGGAGUCCAGUCCUCAGGAGGAGGAGGAGAUCAUGCAAAGCCGCCUCCUUUACCCCCUGGAGUGUUUUCUCUUUGGAGAAGAUCCUCAGGAGGGUCUUGAGAAGCUCAAACAGGGCAGCACCUCCUCUCAGCUCUGUGGACGCGUCUUCAAAGAGGGAGAGACUGUCUACUCUUGCAGGGAUUGUGCAAUAGAUCCCACUUGUGUACUCUGCAUGGACUGCUUCCAGGAUAGUGUGCACAAAAGCCAUCGGUACAAGAUGCACGCAUCAUCCGGUGGGGGAUUCUGUGAUUGUGGGGAUGUGGAGGCCUGGAAGAUUGGCCCUUACUGCUCUAAACACGACCCAGGGGCAGCAACUGCCAUGGUAACGGAUGAGUGCACAUUGGAGCCCGAGUUAUAUGAACGUGCUGAGAAGUUGUUCCGCAUAUUGCUGCGCUAUGUCACAGAUUUCUUAGUGUGGGAGGAAAACUUUGAGCUAUCGCCUGAACUCCAGCCCCAGACAAAAGACAAUGCAUACUACUGUGUGCUCUACAAUGAUGAGCACCACUCGUAUGACCAUGUGAUUUACACCCUGCAGCGUUCUGUUAACUGUGACCAAGCAGAGGCACAGACACACACAGCACUUAUUGACAAGGAGGGUCGGAGGGCAGUAAAGAGGGCAACUCUUCGUUCCUGCCAACAAGCAAAAGACCUCAUAAUGUCCAACUCGGAGCACAUUUCCUUGCAGCCAUUACGUGUGGAAAUCUUGCAUUCAUCUGUAAUGGCUCAUCAAACCUUUGCUCUUCGCCUCGGCUCCUGGUUCCAAAAGAUCAUCGGUUACUCAGCGGGUUUCAGGCAGGCCUUCUGCCAGGUGGCUUUGGAGCCCAACCCAGACAGUGACCGCCCUUGUCUCAUCAGCAGGCUCAUGUUACACGAUGCCAGGAUGUACAAAGGGGCUCGCAAGAUUGUGCAUGAACUUAUUUUCUGCAGUAUGCUAAUGGAAACAGAAUUCAAAAGGCUUUUUGCAAUUGAGUUUACAAAGCACUAUAAGCAGCUGCAAAAGGACUUCAUCAAUGAUGACCAUGAGAAGAGUAUUUCCAUCACUGCUCUGUCCGUUCAGAUCUUCACUGUUCCCACGCUGGCCAGACAUUUGAUAGAGGAGGGUAAUGUCAUUAAGGUGAUAGUUGAUACAGUCAUGGAAUUGCUGCGUGAGCAUCUGGAUGACAGCAAUCGCUUCUUUUUCCUUGGCUACAACUCAGACAAGUUCUCGCGCAUUCAGGUCAUCUUCCAUGACCUCAGGUAUAUUCUCAUCAGUAAACCUUCAUUGUGGACUGAUGAGCUGCGGAAGCAGUUCCUAGAAGGAUUUAAAGUCUUUCUCAGUCUUCUCAAAUGCAUGCAGGGCAUGGAAGAGGUUAAGCGCCAGUUUGGUCAACACAUUGCAGUUGAGCCAGAAUGGGAAGCUGGCUUUUCUUUACAGAUCCAACUCCGCCACAUUCUUGCUAUGUUCCAGGAUUGGUGCUCAUCUGAUGAUGAUAUUUUGCUGCUUGCAUUCAGAGAGUGCCACAAAGUCCUGAUGCAGUGCAACAAUCAGCCCUUUCUCAGGGAAGCUGUUGAUUACUACAUGUGCAAGCACAUCCUCCACGUUCGUCCAUACAAAGUGUCUCAGGAUCCAGUCAGCAUCCAUCUGCCUAUCUCUAGGUUACUGGCUGGCCUCUAUGUGCUUCUCUGCAGAACAGGAGCUGGUGAUCGACUGCAUGAUCCUGAGAACUAUGACUAUAUCCAAAUGGCAGAGCUUCCUCUUCGAUGCGUGGUGUUGGCUGCACAGGUCUCGGCUGAAAUGUGGAGGAGAAAUGGGCUUUCAUUAGUCAGCCAGGUCUACUACUAUCAGGAUGUCAAAUGCAGAGAUGAGAUGUAUGACAAAGACAUUCUCAUGCUGCAGAUAGCUGCUUCCAAAAUGGAUGCCAACCACUUCCUCAUGCUCAUCUUGUUGAGAUUUGAGCUCUUUGAUUAUUUUAAUGGAAGUUGUUCAAGCAAAGACCAGGAUGAACUGAUUCAGUGGAAUCGUUUGACAGAAGAGAUGCUUUACCUCUUGAUCGUCAUUGUUGGUGAGCGAUAUGUCCCUGGGAUCAGCCACGUGACCAAAGAGGAUGUGACGAUGAGGGAGGUAAUCCACCUACUAUGCAUUGAACCCAUGGCUCAUAGCAGCCUGGUCAAAGGCCUUCCAGAAAAUGAAAGCCACGAAACAGGCCUGGAGACUGUUAUUACCAAAGUUGCUACCUUCAAAAAACCAGGAGUAUCAGGACAUGGCUUAUAUGAAGUAAAAAAAGAGCGUUUGGAAGAAUUCAACCCUUUCUUCUACCAUUAUUCACGGUCUCAGCACAGCAAGGCAGAAGAGUCUCAGAAGAAGAGGAGGACUCAGGAGGGGAAUGAUAAAGCUCUGCGUCCUCCAUUGCCCCCGGCUUUCUGCACACACUUUGCCAGCAUAGUGCGCCUACUCUGCUGCGACAUUAUCAUCCACAUUCUGAGACGUGUCCUGCAGAGAGCUGCAGAGGAACGGACCACUCACUGGACAGAGGCCAUGAUCCAGAGGGCACUGCAUCUAAUAGGUCAGGCAUUGCUUGAAGAGAAAACACAGCUUGAGGACAGCACCGUUGAGGAAGUGACAUUUGAUUUCAGCCUUAAGGCCCGCAUAAUUGGUUCUGAACAUGGGAAAUCAGUGUUCCUGUUGUUGUCAAAGAUUAAGGCUGUUCCUUCUCUUGAAGCCCAGAAAGACAUGAUCAAAUGGGUUUUACAGAUGUUUGAGAUUGUCAAGUGCCUUAGAGAGAAGUCUUGUCCAACAGCCUCGAUGAGCGUGGAGACCAAGCCAGAAGAGAGUGCUCAGGACAAAGAGAAAGCUGAGCGGAAAAGGAAGGCAGAGGCAGCCAAACUCCACCGGCAGAAGAUAAUGGCUCAGAUGUCAGCGAUGCAGAAGAACUUUAUUGAGUCGAACAAAAUGCUGUAUGACAAUAUGCCAGAGAGCGGGACUCAGGGCGAGCCUGUUGCAUGUAGUCAGAGCUCUGCAAUGGAUCAGAAGGAGCUCUGUGUAGCCAUCGGGCCCCAUCGAGGGUCCACCCCGGCAGAGAGGGAAGUACUGACCUGCAUCCUUUGCCAGGAAGAACAGGAAGUGGUGGCCCAAGCUCCAGCCAUGGUACUGACUGCUUGUGUCCAGAGGUCCACAGUCCUGACGCAGUGUAGAGGAAAGAUACCAAGCAACAGAGCAGAUGACACAGAGACGUAUCCACUCCUGAUGCCUCCUGAACUGGCAGUGGGAACUCAUACAGGCAGCUGUGGACAUGUCAUGCAUGCCACAUGCUGGCAGAAAUAUUUUGAGGCAGUCCAGAACACGACCAGGAAUCGACUCCAUGCUGAGCUGAUUUUUGAUCUGGAGAACGGGGAGUACUUGUGUCCACUUUGCAAGUCUCUGUGUAAUACUGUAGUCCCUCUCAUUCCCUUGGAGCAAUUAACUUUCAACUAUGAAAAUGCAGAGUUAAUUGGACAACAUUUGACCAUGCCCCGCUGGAUCCAGGUUCUCUCUGCCAGGAUUAAAGGACUCAAGUCAGUCACUCAGGAUAAUGAUUGCAAUACAGAAUGUAGUAGUUCGGAUGCGGACACAGGGCUUUGUGGAGAGGGCCAGCCAGACUUCAGAUCCAUCCUGAGCUACGGAGUACAAGAGCCGAGAAAGUUUUCAGAAAGCAUAUCUGAGAUGCUAGUCGUAUGUGCCACCACAGUCCACAGGGUAGGACUGCAGACAGUGCCCAAUGAACUGUGUCCUCGUGUGCCCCUUAUGGCCUGGAAUACAUGUGCCUUUACUAUCCAGGCCAUAGAGAAUAUUUUGCAGGAAGAGGACAAGCCACUGUUUGGGUCCUUACAAAACAGACAGCUUGCAGGUUUGAAAGCAGUUGUUCAGUUUUCAGCAGCCCAGAGAAUUAAGAGCUCACAGGCUGUAAUCCAAAGGCACUUUUCCGACAUGUUAGGAGUUUUGCUCCCAAUCAUGAGCAGAAAGACCACACCUUCUCUUCUGGAGGUGGACUUCUUCCAUCUGUUGGUGGGCUUGGUGUUGUCGAUACCAUCCCUGUAUCAGGAGGAGGCUGUAGACUUACAGCCCUCUGCUGUCAGCUCUGCCUACAACCAUCUGCACAUUCUGCAUCUGGUCACCAUGGCUCACAUGCUGCAGGUUCUUCUCAUCUCUACAGAUUUCCCUGCGGUGGUAAGCAGAGAGGACACGCAGGAGGCAAGAGCAGCAGCAGAACUGCAUACUACAGUAUUACAACACACUGGGAGGCUGAUUCCAGAUGUUCCUGGCAGCUCUGUGGCUGAAAGGGUGAAAAGAGGAAUCGAACCUUUCCUGCGGUGUGCAGCUCUGUUUUUCAGUUGCCUUACAGGGGUCCACCCUCCAGAGGAGCUUUUUAAUACUGCUGUUACUUCUCAAGGACAGAUGGAGGCACUAUGCAGUUACUUGGCGCUACCCUCCAAUGUGUUCCAUCUCUUCCAGGAGCACAGAGACACUGUUCAUCCACUGCUGCAGAGGUGGUGUGAGAACGCAGCUGUAACCAAAAUCCUAAAAGGCAAAGUACAGACAGUCAGAUACCCCAGGAGAAGGAAUCGUCUGAUUGAUCUUCCUGAGGACUACAGUGUCCUCCUCAAUCAAGCCAGUCAUUUCCAGUGUCCCAAGUCUACAGAUGAUGAGAGGAAGCAUCCGACCCUGUGCCUGUUUUGCGGGGCCAUGCUGUGCUCUCAGAGCUCCUGCUGUCUCAGCCAGGUGGAUGGGGAAGAUGUGGGAGCUUGCACUGCCCACGCUGCCACCUGUGGUGCUGGAGUGGGCAUGUUUCUCAGAAUAAGAGAGUGUGAAAUUGUCCUGAGGGCCAGUAAGACUCGAGGAAGCACAUACCCCGCACCGUACCUGGAUGAUUAUGGAGAGACUGAUCCUCACCUCGUAAGAGGCAAUCCAUUGCACCUUUGCCCUGAGCGUUACAGAAAGCUGAACCAGCUGUGGCAGCAGCACUGCAUUCUGGAGGAAAUCGCCCGCAGCCUAGAGGUGGUCAACGUCAUGUUUGCGUUUGAGUGGCAGAUGUUGUGAUGAUUGGUCCAGCUGUGGUUUCUGGGAAAUGAGAUGCAUCCAUAGAGCACAAUCUGCUGCAGUGCUGUUGAGGCACGUGCGCACGUACACGAGAAAACCCCAACAACCAUCCCCGUGUCACCAGUGGAGGCUCGAGUAUCCCAUCUUUCCCUUAUGAAACCCCCCGUCGGGAUCCAGAGAGUCGGGACAGUGGAACAGGAUGAAGAGUUACAGAGGGUGACGGAUUUUUGUGCAAACCCAAGUCGCCUUGUUUUAAUUUGAUUGUCUUCUGUGAGAAUGAGUUCAUCAUGGAGGAAGUGAAGUUAUUUGCAAAGAGGUUAAUUCAAAUAAAGACAAACGUCAAUCACAUGCACCAAUGUUUCUGUUAUCAGUUUAUGUAUUUGAUUUAUUUUCUCCUCAGUGAUGCUGUGAAUUAUCUGCAUUCUCUUUUUUUUUUGUGAUAGAAAUUAUUAUUUGUCAUAAGUUAUAAUUGUUGAUUUACUCUGUUUGGGAGGGUACAUUGUGUGAUAGCCAGAAAUCUAUCAUGUUUUUUUUUUUUGCCUGUUAACUAUGUAGACGGUCCAGAUUUUGGUGCCCUAUUUUACCUUAAAUCUUAAAUACACCUAUUAAACAUUUAUAAAAUAGACAUUAUUUUCAAAGCUGUAUUAAAGUAAGACACAAGUCAUCAGUAAGGUCAAAAUGUAUUAAAAUGGUCACUGAAAACUUGUACUGAUUUAAACGUAUGAAUGAAUCCUCUGAUAGAUCUAAUACCCUGUAGUUACAUGUCGCCAUAUUAACACGAAUUAAAGUAAAACUAUAUCGAUGUUCUAUUGGAGACUUAAAAUGUACAUUUAUUGAAAAAAUCUAAGGUAGCAUAUGAUAGAUUUCAGUUACUCAUUUAUUAUUUUCCAGUGUGAAUAUAUUAUUUUUUCCCCUCUUUGUGUUGUAUUACAUGGCUUCCAGGCUGUGGAAAUAAAGAUACCAGCCUAUUUACACAU